AUGAGUGGGUUUGAAAGAUCUGAAGCUGAAAUUGGUAUGGCCGCUCAAGAAUAUGAUGGUAAGGAUGCACCACAGGUUGUAGAUAAUUCCCUUAUCUUGGAGUUUUCCGACGAUAGCGAUGAGACCACAGAUGAGGAGACCACAGAUGAGGACGAAGAUGAUAGGAUGAUGUACUAUGAGAGGGCCGUUAAAGAAAUUGCUCGAGGGGAUACAUAUGUUUGUAUGAUCUGUACUGUUGAGAUGGAUUACACCUGUAAGAUGUUUGCAUGUUCCAAAUGCUACCGAGUAUUUGACUAUGACUGUAUUCGGGAAUGGGCCCUUAAGUCAACUGGCAGGACUAUGGAUAAGACUUGGAAAUGUCCUAAUUGUCUCGAUGAGAGCAACAAAGUUCCUAGGAAAAGUAGACCUACGUGUUGGUGUGGUAAAGUGGUAAAUCCAGAUCCGAAUCCGUUGGAUCCGAAUUCAUGUGGACAGACUUGUGAUGCUCCUAUAUGUGAGCAUGGAUGUUCUAAAGUUUGCCAUCUAGGGCCUCAUCCAGAGUGUACUAGAAUAAUUAGUAUAAAGUGUAAAUGUGGGAGGCAUACAAGAGAUGUCAGAUGCUCUGAAGUUGGUAGUGGUAGAAAUCAACAGUUCACAUGUGAAGAAAGUUGUGGACUAUUGCUACCAUGUGGGGUUCACAAAUGUUCUAAAAAAUGUCAUUCAGGUUUAUGUGGUGGGUGUAAUGAAACUUUGCAUUCGAAGCCCGAUAAGGGCGCUGUCAUUAAAUGUUACUGUGGAUUACAUGAAAGUCCAUCCAUUAGAUGUGGUGAUGUUCGAGUAGCAGAUAGAGAUUCUGUUGAUGAUCAGGGCAAUGGUUGGAUAGGUGUGUUUAGGUGUAAAGAUGUGAGAGUCGUUGAAUAUGCAUGUGGUCAGCAUUCUUUUGUGGAAAGUUGUAAACCGGCACCUUCUUUGCCUAAGCAAAUAGGGUGUCCGUUUUCACCUAACGUAUUGAGAAGCUGUCCCUGUGGUAGAACCCCUCUUAACAAGUUGGGCCAAGCGAGGGUUAAGUGCACUGAUCACAUACCAACCUGUGAAUCCAAGUGUGGUAAAAAGCUAGCAUGUGGGAAACAUACUUGUCCUUACAAAUGCCACGAAGGAGAUUGUAUGGAUCCCUGUGUACAAUUUGAGAAAACCAACUGUCUGUGUGAAGCGAGGAGUUUCCUGGUUCCCUGCCAAUUUCGUGAGGAUCCACGCUGUAACACUAAAUGUGAAUCUCUGAUGUCUUGCCGCCGUCACAGGUGUACGGAAAAAUGUUGCUCGGGGAAACCUGGCGCUGAAAGACGUAAGAAGACCCCAUUUACAUCUAGAGAGCUGUUAGAUGAAUCUCUAGUGGAAGCUGAACACGUUUGUUUGAAAAGUUGUAAUUUGACGCUGACGUGUGGCAGACAUAAGUGCCAAAGAAAAUGUCAUCCCGGCAGAUGUCCACCCUGCCUUGAGAGUGAUCCUAACGACCUGGUCUGUCCUUGUGGCAAGACUGUUGUAGAGGCCCCUGUUAGAUGUGGUACUAAGUUACCGCCAUGCCCUUACUCUUGCAUUAGCGUUGUCAGAGAUGGAUACCCAUGUGGACAUACACCUAUGCCGCAUCUAUGUCAUCCGCCGGAGGAAAAGUGCCCUCCAUGCACUGCUAACGUGAAGAAGCCUUGUAAAUGUGGUAAGAAAAGUGACGUGAGAACACUAUGCUUCCAACAAGAUGUUUCCUGUGGACAGAUCUGCAAUAAACCAUUGGGCAGCUGUCGUCAUACUUGUCAAAAGAAGUGUCAUGAUGGUGGCUGUCAAGUCAAGUGUAGGCAAAUUUGCGGCAAGAAAAGAGUUAAUUGUGAUCACAAAUGUCCAAAACCUUGUCAUGGCGGUGAACCUUGUCCUGAUUUUCCUUGUCCCUUCUCGGUGGUAAUUAAAUGUGCCUGUGGGAGGAAAGAAUCCACUGAACCUUGUGGCACUAAUUCUCAAACAUUGAGUGCAUCUGUUACCAGAGAACUGUCCUGUGAUGAAGAGUGUGAAAGAGUUAAAAGAUGCGCACAAUUGAAAGACGCCUUAGGCCUAAAAGAAAACGGUGAUUCAAGCGUGGAAAACACUGUGUCCAAUGCAUUAGUAGCAUCCAAUUUUGAAGAAUUGGGGUUACCUUUUAGAGAGACCGUACUAGCUAUUUAUUCCAGACAACAAAGAUACUGUGAUAACAUUGAAUCGGUCCUCAACAAUUUUAUUGAUGACGAAAAGAAAUCAAGUUUGCAUUUUAAACCUAUGAAACCUGCACAACGCCAUUUCGUACAUGAGUUGGCCAAAGCAUACAAGCUUUAUUCUGAGUCUCAAGAUCCUGAACCUAAGAGGUCUGUUUAUGUCAAAAAAGAAUUGAACGGGGAGAGCAACAAACCUUCCAUUACCCUUCAAGAGGCAUUACCUAUUUAUCAAGCAUUCAAACAACGUGAGAAGGAAACGAAGAUCCGUCGUUAUGAGAUGCAAAACGUGACUAAUUUGGUUAAUUUCGUUCCAAAGUUUGAACCUACAGUAGAAUUGGCAAAAUAUAACGGAUUCUUGAUUCGCAAUUUAACCGAUGGAACCAAUGGAGAAGAUUUACAGAGAAUUUAUGGGGAGCAUCUCAAACCUACCCUGGUUAGAAACCCUGUUUACAAGGCUUUACCUGAUAGAAAUAUUGCAUUAAUUUUUCCUGAAUCUUAUUCAGAUGUUACGGUGAAUACCGAAUGUGACAUGGAAAGACUGGUUGGUCAUUUUGAUUUUAUCUGUAAGGAAAUGUUUAUCGGUGAUGGUGUUGAAUUGUGUCAGGUGGGUGAAUACCUUCAACCUGAAGCUCCUACAGAGUCCAGCUAG
Zygosaccharomyces rouxii is the source of this 2862-nucleotide messenger RNA. It is a transcript of the gene FAP1, whose product is annotated as Fap1p. Gene Ontology annotation, biological process: negative regulation of transcription by RNA polymerase II. The record is from RefSeq and is a predicted model, not a curated record. The coding region runs from base 1 to 2862 and encodes 953 amino acids. Gene Ontology annotation, molecular function: zinc ion binding; DNA-binding transcription factor activity, RNA polymerase II-specific; RNA polymerase II transcription regulatory region sequence-specific DNA binding. NCBI's taxonomy places the organism in Eukaryota, Fungi, Ascomycota, Saccharomycetes, Saccharomycetales, Saccharomycetaceae. Gene Ontology annotation, cellular component: nucleus. The transcript has a single exon.